Molecule: messenger RNA, 1320 nt
Organism: Acaromyces ingoldii
Lineage: Eukaryota; Fungi; Basidiomycota; Exobasidiomycetes; Exobasidiales; Cryptobasidiaceae
Product: NAD(P)-binding protein
Exons: 2
Biological process (GO): fatty acid metabolic process
Cellular component (GO): mitochondrion
Molecular function (GO): trans-2-enoyl-CoA reductase (NADPH) activity
Source: RefSeq, a predicted model, not a curated record
GCCGGUUCUUCGCGCGCGCGCGCGCGCUAGAGUCAACUUGACGUCGAGAAGAAGAUGAUCAAGAGUCCAGGCCUGAACAGAAUGUUGCUGCCGGCCUCCAGUGCCGCUGCGAGAGGCAUCUCAGUCGGUGUUUCAAGGCGGCUCAUCCACUCGUCGUCGCGUUUGGCCCGCGCGGCUGAUCUGGAAGCGCGGAGCAUUGUCUACGAGGCCAAUGGCGACCCCACCAAGGUCCUCCGUGCGCACAAGUGGGCCCUGCCCGAGCCGAAAAGCGGCCAGGUCGUGCUCCGCGUCGGCCUUGCCUCGAUCAACCCGGCCGACAUCAACGUGCUGCAGGGCGUCUAUCCGGCCAAGCCUGCCAAGCGGCAGCUUCCGGGCCUCGCGGGCGACGCCUUCAUCGGGGGCAACGAGGGCUUUGGCAUCGUCGAGCACGUCGUCGAUACCGGCGGAGACCUCCAAGAGGGCGACUGGGUCGUGUUUGGCAAGCCGCAGAUGGGGACAUGGACGAGCCGGAUGGUGUGUGCGCAGGACGACGUCAUCAAGAUCAACAGGCGCAGCAGCAGCCUCACCGAAGUCAUGGCGUCGACGCUGCAGGUGAACCCGGCGACGGCGCUGCGCAUGCUCUCUGACUUCCAGCGCCUGCAGCCGGGAGACAUUAUGGUGCAGAACGCAGCCAACUCGGCCGUGGGCCAGGCCGUCGUCCAGAUUGCGGCGCGGCAGAUGGGCGUCGAGACGAUCAACCUCGUUCGCGACCGGCCCAAGCUCGAUGACAUGGCGGCUCACUUGGCAGCGCUGGCGCAGGGAGGCGCACCCGCCCACCUCUUCACCUAUGAGGGCCUCGACGACCGGGACAGCGGCGUCAAGGAAAAGAUCAAAGACAUUAUCGGAAAGAGAAAGAUCAAGCUCGGACUGAAUGCCGUCUGUGGAAAGGACGGGAGCAACAUGGCCAAGCUGAUGGGACCAGACUCGACGCUCGUCACUUACGGGGCCAUGUCGAAGCAGCCACUGAGUGUGCCCGCGGGCCUCGUCAUCUUUCUCAACAUGUCGGUGCAGGGCUUCAUGAUGAACAAGUGGUACGCCAGCAAGCAGUCGACGCCAGAGGGCAGCCAGGAGCGGCGGCAGCUGAUGGACACGCUGACAAAGUGGUACGAAGACGGCAGCCUCGUCCCGCCAGAGUCGCACAUCGUCCACAUUGCACCAUCAGACGACGUCGAGACAGUGGGACGCAAGGCGCGCGAGGCAGUGGGCUCCAGCAUGGCCGGCUAUGGUGGGAAAAAGUUCUUUUUCAAAUUUGAUUGAAAUUUCAUCUUCGCUUUACUCCAU